AUGAAGUGCAUCGUAUUAGUCGCUCUCCUUUGCUGCUUUGGCUUAAGCUAUGGUCAAGGCAUUUCAACACAAUUUCUUGAAGAAAACUUGCUCAACCCUAUGCUCAACUCAAUGCUUAACAAUGCAGUAUCAUUACUUAACAGUCAAAUAACCAGUCUUUUUUCAGGUCUUUUUGGCGGUAUUGGUAAACGAGACCUCAGCAGCCUCGCAAACUUUAAUUUAGGCCAAAUUUUGACUCCAUUUGUUGGCAAAAUCAAAGAAAUCUAUCAACAAUUAUUUCAAGUUUUUCUUCAAAUUGUUAACCAUGCUGAAAGUUGGAUCCAAAAAGCAGACUUUGCCCGUAUUGAAUUCGUUCGCGCUGGUGAUGCAGCUGAAGAAGCAGUUUCACGUUUAAAUCUUGGUGUUGAAUUUUUACAACCACUUGUUAACCUUGUUCAAACACACAUCCAUGCUCUUAUCUCUGACUUUCAAGGAAUCAUCCAACAAACCAUUGCUGCUGUUGCAAAACCAAUUAAUUAA
Rotaria socialis is the source of this 519-nucleotide messenger RNA. The record is from the annotation of a GenBank genome assembly. Lineage: Eukaryota; Metazoa; Rotifera; Eurotatoria; Philodinida; Philodinidae.